AUGAAUCCUUUAAAGCGUUCCAAAGUAUAUACAACGUUUUCUAAGCAAGUACUUUUAAAGAGACCGGACACGAAGCGCGUCGUCAUGAAUUUUAAUACAAACGAAAGUACAAGAUUCAAAGAAAAGAAAACGGGCAUGAAAUUGAGGCAAAUAGAAUCUAUUAUACAACAUCCACAAAAAGGAACUACAAAAAACUAUAAGAGAUUAAAUGUUGAAAACGUCACUCACGGAAAAUUUAAAAGUUCACUUAAUAAUGACUUUUUCAAAAUCAAGCCUUAUGAUAUUGAAGAUGAGAUCACUCAGAACGAAGGGAACGUUGUUUUAGAUAAUGUAGAUGAAAACGCUCUCUCCGAUACGCCUAAAUAUAAUAUUUAUGCAGUACAUAGCUCAAGCAGGAAGCAAUUGUACAAAACAAAAACUGUAUCUAAAUUUGUUCGAGCAGACUUUUUAAGUAAUAUAGAAUCAAACACGUCAAACAACAAAAGUGUCUUAGUAUGGAGGUAG
Parnassius apollo (apollo) is the source of this 504-nucleotide messenger RNA. The record is from the annotation of a GenBank genome assembly. NCBI's taxonomy places the organism in Eukaryota, Metazoa, Arthropoda, Insecta, Lepidoptera, Papilionidae.